AUGUCGGAGCCUGACUCGGAGGAAAGAAUUCAUCGUGUGCCAAUCAGCUCACGGCGUGUGGUCAAGCCAAGCGCCAAGAAGCGACGUCCCCCGUUGGCUUGUGUCCAGUGCUAUCAGCGUAAGCUCAAAUGUGGGAGGGAGCUUCCAUCCUGCAGUCGCUGCUCGAAGACAGGAAAUGCUGAAGGCUGCACCUAUCGUAGCAACAAUGCGACAUCUUCAUCGCCGAAUGGAUUGCCGACCGAAGGGAAUUCAGGGAGUGCCGCUCUCAUGGCAACGUCCUUGCAUACUCCCGUCUCGCUGGCAGAUAUUCGGGGAAGACCUGAGGUCUCCUCCGGCCGGAGUGGGGAAAUGAUCCACUUGAAAGGACAAGAGGCGAUCACUAAGUUCUAUGGAUGUAGCUAUCCUCUAAACUUUUACCAACAGUUUACCGAGCUUCGGUCAUACAUCGUCCAAAUUAAGAUCAAAAAUCCAGACAUCAACAGAUUUCGUGACGAAUUUUAUCCUCUGGCCAAUGAUGACUAUCGGCUUCGUUUAUUGGCACAUAGUACUGUGUCAAUAGAGACCUUGCGACAAUUGAUUCCCACGAAAUCGGUCGCUGACACCUUGUUUCAAACCUAUAUCGACAGAUUUGAAGUUAUUCACCGAGUGCUCGAUAUACCGGCUUUCAUAACUGACUAUAAUCAACAUUGGGACUUUCCACUUUCCUCGUCUGCUCUUUUUUUGGCACAAUUUCUCUUAGUGGCAGCCGCCGCUGCGAGCUUUCAUCCCGAUAUGUGUAAUGAAGUCUCCAACCAACAAAUGAUUUACGAUUGUGCCGUUCAUUGGAUUGAUGCUGCUGAAUCAUGGCUCAACUCCUCAGCUAACCAGUUCUCUCAGUCCUGGGAUACAUUAACAACUCAUUGUCUCUUACUAAUUGCGAAACGUGCACACUAUAUUCAAGAGGGAUUCUUUUGGGCAUGCACUGGGGCAAUGGUCCGGCGGGCUAUGGCUGCAGGAUAUCACCGUGAAGCAUCUCUGACGGUAAAAAUAUCACCUUAUUAUCGAGAGAUGCGUCGGCGCUUGUGGAUGACGAUCAUUGAACUCGAUAUUCAAGCCUCGGUAGACCGAGGAAUGACCCCAAACAUUCGAAUAGAGGAUUUCAACACAAUACCGCCAUUGAACAUCGAUGACGAGAAGCUCCAAGACCUAAGACAAGACACCUUGGAAGGUAUGCCGCUCGCAACAUUCACAAAAACGUCUUUCCAGGCCCAUAUGUAUCGUUCCUUGUCUGUAAGACUGGAAAUAUGUGCACUCGUCAAUGGAUGUCGCGACCAAGAUAACUUUGAACGUGUUUUGUACCUUGGGGAGGAGCUAGAAGAAGCACUUCGAGAUAUUCCAGAAUGGGAUAAUCCCCAAUACAAUCCACGACAGAAGCAAACGACGAUGUACGUGAAGAGAUUACUGGACAUUUACCUGCAUCAGUAUACACUCUUGUUGCACAUCCGGUUCGCAAUCCAAGGUUCUCCCUCAUUCAAAUCUACAAUCUCUCGACGUGCAAGGUUGGAGGCAGCUUCGAUGGUUCUUGAUAAUCAUCAAAAACUUAUAAAUGAGACGAAGGUUCCGGAGCAAGCUUGCAGAACUGGAUUGCUUCUUGCUGCAGUGAAUAUCUGCCAUGAAAUUUACAUUAAUUUUGGGCCUCAUGGUAAGGAUACGCAUAUUCCCACUUCUUCAUUCUUGUCUCUGUUUUCAUGGGAGAAAUUGAUCACAACUGACUUUUGA
Penicillium angulare is the source of this 1758-nucleotide messenger RNA. RefSeq lists its product as uncharacterized. Bases 1 to 1758 code for a protein of 585 amino acids. The record is from RefSeq and is a predicted model, not a curated record. Gene Ontology annotation, molecular function: DNA-binding transcription activator activity, RNA polymerase II-specific; zinc ion binding; RNA polymerase II cis-regulatory region sequence-specific DNA binding. Lineage: Eukaryota; Fungi; Ascomycota; Eurotiomycetes; Eurotiales; Aspergillaceae. The transcript has 2 exons. Gene Ontology annotation, cellular component: nucleus. Gene Ontology annotation, biological process: regulation of transcription by RNA polymerase II; DNA-templated transcription.